UUUCCUGCAAUCCCUCUCGCCUAGCUUCUUGGAACCGCCGGCUGUGGAAUCCCUAGAAUUGGAGCGGCGAGACCGCGGCACGUUCUUGGGCGCAGGCGGAGGAGAUGACUGGAACGAUGAAGUGGGAGAUAGUGCAUGUUCCUGGUGAGCCAGAGAGCUCUCUCGAAGUGUCUACUGUUGAUGUUUUGGCUUCGAAGAUUGAACCAAAGCUUGCCAACAAGAUUGUGAGGCAGUUGAAUCAGGUGUGUCCACUCGAGAAUCUCCGUCAUGUGAAACGGGUGCGAAAAAGGACGGUUGAAGGUAAUGCUGAGUUGUCAGUUAUUCUAUGUCUUUCUGAUGAAUAUGAAAAAGAUGCAGAGGCAAUACCAAGAGGCAUUCAUCAGCUUAUCAGUGACUAUAAUUUGUGUCCUUAUAAUGCAAAAGUUGCCAAGUAUGCUGCUAGAUCAAAAGAAGAAUGGGAGGAACAGUGCAAGCUUUGGCCGACGUCAUAUCAUCCAUCAACCAAUUUCGAUGGGGUUGCUGGACUGAGUGAAGGGGAAUUGCAGUUGAUAUUCAACUACAUGAAGGUUGUGAUCCAGUUAACAAAGUUGAGUUAUACUGGUGGUAAAGUUCUAAAUGCUGCUAUCAUCGUUGAUCCUAUUAGUAGGCAAGUCAUUGCAAGUGCUAAUGACCAAACGUGUCCAUGGCCCACAACAUACGAGACCAGUGCAAGAUAUAACUGCAAUGACAGGUGUGGAGUAACCAUUGCAUCCCAUGAUUCCAAUCUGAAUGGAUUACAGAACAGUCUAGAAAUUUCAGUUCAAAAAUUUCAACUUGAUAUAUGCAGUGAUGUAUGUGCUGGGGUUUCUUGCUUAAAUCCUUGGGGAUGGACAGCACAAAAACAAAGCAGUCAGAGUUCCUCAAUGAAAAGCGAGAGCAAACAUACAUGGCAUCCUUUAAGGCAUGCUGCUCUUGUUGCUAUUGAAAAUGCCGCAGAAAGAGAUAGGCAACUAUUCCCCGGUCCAGGAUCAUCAGAGUCUCAAUCUACACCAAAUGGCAAUCCACUGUGUGCUGAUAAUUGUCCAGCAAAACGUCAAAAGAUACAGCAACAUGUAUGUCAGCUGGAUCUAUUUCGUCAGGAGCACAGCAUGGUCAAGGAAGUUCCAGACAAUAGGGAACCUACUGAAAUAAUGCGGCCUUAUUUGUGCACUGGCUUUGAUAUCUACCUUGUAUGGGAGCCAUGCACCAUGUUUGAUACAGUGGAUAACUGCAGUAGGAAAGAUGAAGUGUUACAGGGCUGAAGAUUUUAUACUUUGCAUCACGAAGAUUCAAGACACAGUUCAGAUUGCUGAUUGCAUUGCCAAAACAGCAUGUGGUGAGGAAAGGAAGUCUUAUUUAUCUGAGGGUCAUGUAGGCAUCAAACUUUUGCAUCUUGACUUGGUUAAGAUACAGGUAUAAAAUCACCUCUGUUCCAAUUCACGCAUCUGAUUUACAAUCUACAUCUUGAUGUUAUUUGAAUGAGGCAUUCUACCCUUUAUGUAGCCAGCAUAUGGCAUAUGACAAUCCUUUAUCAUUAGUGAGUCCAAAGAGGAAUAGAGUAGAUUCCUCUGGUGCUCUUGCCUGGCCCUUCGUUUCCUGCUACUCCUGAUGAUCAACAUAGUAGAUUAAAGUGGCUUUUGAAAGACUUAUCUUCUUCCUGUACUGUGUGACCUUGCCUCACUAUAACACAAGCAUGUAGGUUGUGUUAGACAGGGGAAGGAAGCUUUUGAUGCUCUUUCAUCAUAGUAUACAUAUAUAUAUCAUGCUAAAGCAGACUAUAUGUCAUCAUCACAUCUCACCGUAUUAAAUGCCAAAGUAGCUUUGGGGUUGUAAGCUUGCAACUAACAAAGCUAGGCAAGUAGAUUGUCUUGAAAACUUCCACUAUAUUAGCUAAAAGACGCAAAUAUUUAAGAUGAAAAAAAAGAGAAAGAAAAAGAAAAAGAAAAUGUUCAGGCAUAGUUGAAUUGAUUUCAAAAUUCUUGAACCAAUUCAUAAUGUCACAAAACAUCUCUCUUGCUUGCUUUUGUUUGAUUUGGAGAAAAGAUGAGGAAUCAUAACAUGUGAGAGAUUGCGAGUAAAACAUGUGAAGGACAUGUGCAGGAUAUGGUAGGGACUCCAUAGUACAAGUUUCUUACCAUUGGCAUGUACAAGGCAUUGGGAACAACCACUAGAGACAGCUUCUUCAAGGAGAAAAGAAGCUUAAAGCUUUGACAUAUUUCUUAUGCUUACCAAACGAUCCAUGAUCCUGAUAGAGCUUGGCAAAUCUGCCAGAAGUGCCCCAAUGUAGGACAUAGAAAAAGUUGAAGGGGGGUCCCCUUUGUUCUUUAAUGAUUUAAGCAAGGAGGGAUGCAUGCCCUUGUUGGGACAGAGGGAGCCCAUCCAUGUGUGAGAACAUUGUGGUUUAGGGCACUUCCUAAGAACAGUGCAACAAUAAUAGUAGCUGUUCCUUACCAUGUGGUCCUUAGUUUUGUCAUACAAUAUUAAUAAUAAUUAUUAUUAAUAAUUCUAAUAGGUCAAGUUGCAAAGACCUGCAUAAUUCGGGUCAAGUGCGAGAUGAUGAUGAUGAGGCUUUGGUUGCAAAGUGACUCAUUCAGUGCACUAGAUUUUCGUCAAUUUAGUAAGUUACUUUACAAGGAAAGGGACUAUUUUUGUGAUUUAAAUUUUGUAAAUCUAUGUCAUGCUUGCACAUAAUCAAGUGAUGACUGAUAUCAGCAUAUGAUGCAAGUAAUGCUUAAUUGUCGUCGACACUAAAUUAGGUAUUGGCUCACAUAGCAGAAAUUUUUUUCUCUGAAUCUAAAGAUGUGCAUGUAUCCUGAUAAACAUUGGUACUGAUUUAAUACAAUGUAUACAUAUAGAUGUAUGUCCAUAUGCAUCGUUAUCCUAAUGAUUGAAGCACAAGAGUGAAGAGUUGGAGUUGAAAUCUGAUCUGACACCUGAUUAAGCGAUUGCUUAUAUUAAAGUGUUUGU
Musa acuminata subsp. malaccensis (wild Malaysian banana) is the source of this 2985-nucleotide messenger RNA. The record is from RefSeq and is a predicted model, not a curated record. Lineage: Eukaryota; Viridiplantae; Streptophyta; Magnoliopsida; Zingiberales; Musaceae.